Myotis davidii is the source of this 1373-nucleotide messenger RNA. It is a transcript of the gene EED, whose product is annotated as embryonic ectoderm development. Bases 50 to 1165 code for a protein of 371 amino acids. The record is from RefSeq and is a predicted model, not a curated record. NCBI's taxonomy places the organism in Eukaryota, Metazoa, Chordata, Mammalia, Chiroptera, Vespertilionidae. Gene Ontology annotation, cellular component: ESC/E(Z) complex. Gene Ontology annotation, biological process: negative regulation of transcription by RNA polymerase II. The transcript has 11 exons. Gene Ontology annotation, molecular function: nucleosome binding; protein binding.
GCGGAGGCCCCGCCCUCGGCGGCAGGAACCUGGAGGGAGGCGGAGGAAUAUGUCCGAGAGGGAAGUGUCGACAGCUCCGGCGGGAACAGACAUGCCUGCGGCCAAGAAGCAGAAGCUGAGCAGCGACGAGAACAGCAACCCGGACCUCUCCGGAGACGAGAAUGAUGAUGCUGUCAGUAUAGAAAGUGGAACAAACACUGAACGCCCUGAUACACCUACAAAUACACCAAAUGCACCUGGAAGGAAAAGCUGGGGGAAGGGGAAAUGGAAGUCCAAGAAGUGCAAAUAUUCUUUCAAAUGUGUAAAUAGUCUCAAGGAAGAUCAUAAUCAGCCAUUGUUUGGAGUUCAGUUUAACUGGCACAGUAAAGAAGGAGAUCCACUAGUGUUUGCAACUGUAGGAAGCAACAGAGUUACUUUAUAUGAAUGUCACUCACAGGGAGAAAUCCGGCUAUUGCAAUCCUAUGUGGAUGCUGAUGCUGAUGAAAACUUUGAUUAUGAUCUUUUGGGUGAAAAAAUAAUGUCCUGUGGUAUGGAUCACUCUCUUAAACUUUGGAGGAUUAAUUCAAAGAGAAUGAUUAAUGCAAUUAAGGACUCCUAUGAUUACAACCCAAAUAAAACUAACAGGCCAUUUAUUUCUCAGAAAAUUCACUUUCCUGACUUUUCUACCAGAGACAUACAUAGGAAUUAUGUUGAUUGUGUGCGAUGGUUAGGUGAUUUGAUACUUUCCAAGAGUGGCCGUGCCAUUUUACAUUCCCACCAGAAAUGUAUGAAAGAUCGAGUGUCUCGGAAGCUUCGCCGGCAUUUGUCUUGUGAAAAUGCCAUUGUGUGCUGGAAACCUGGCAAAAUGGAAGAUGAUAUAGACAAAAUUAAGCCCAGUGAGUCUAAUGUGACUAUUCUUGGGCGAUUUGAUUACAGCCAGUGUGACAUUUGGUACAUGAGAUUUUCCAUGGAUUUCUGGCAAAAGAUGCUUGCAUUGGGCAAUCAGGUUGGCAAACUUUAUGUUUGGGAUUUAGAAGUAGAAGAUCCUCAUAAAGCCAAAUGUACAACACUGACUCAUCAAAAAUGUGCUACUGCUAUUCGACAAACCAGUUUUAGCAGGGAUAGCAGCAUUCUCAUAGCUGUUUGUGAUGAUGCCAGUAUUUGGCGAUGGGACCGACUUCGAUGAAAUACUGUUCCUAAUCAAAUUAGAGUGUGUUUUCUGUGUAUAGUAGAAUUAAUGUAUCUUGCUAGUAAAGGCACAUAGAGCAUUUAGAGUUGUCUUUCAGCAUUCAAUCAGGCUGAGCUGAAUGUAGUGAUGUUUACAUUGUUUACACUCUUUGUACUGUCUCCUGCUCAGACUCUACUGCUUUUAAUAAAAAUUUAUUUUUAUAAAA